UCCAAAAGAGAUAUGAACACGGCGUAGUUCCAACACUCCAAACAAAAACAGUGAGCGAGAAAAAAGAAAAAAAAAAUCUCGAUUUCGAUUUCGAUCUCGAUCUCGAAAAAUCACGGAAAAAUCGGCGAGGAUGGGGGCGAUGAGAGCGGACGAGGAGUACGAUUACUUGUUCAAGGUUGUUCUCAUCGGCGACUCCGGCGUUGGCAAAUCCAACAUCCUCUCGCGAUUCACUCGCAACGAGUUUUGCCUUGAGUCGAAGUCUACGAUUGGAGUUGAAUUCGCCACUCGCACUCUCGAGGUUGAAGGCAGGACAAUAAAAGCUCAAAUAUGGGACACAGCAGGCCAAGAGCGAUACCGAGCAAUAACCAGCGCAUACUAUCGUGGAGCCCUAGGCGCUCUUCUUGUCUACGACAUCACCAAACCCACCACCUUCGAAAACAUCAGUCGUUGGCUAAAAGAACUUCGAGAUCACGCCGACUCCAACAUUGUCAUCAUGCUUAUCGGCAACAAAACUGACUUAAAGCACCUUUGUGCUGUAGCUUCAGAGGAUGCUCAGAGUUUUGCUGAGAAGGAAGGACUGUGUUUUAUCGAGACCUCUGCUCUUGAAGCGGUUAAUGUUGAGAAAGCGUUUCAGAUAAUUCUUGGGGAGAUUUAUAAGAUUAUUAGUAAGAAGAGUGUUGUUUCGAAUGAUGAAGCUAGUGCUGGUAGCAUUAAGGAAGGGAAGACGAUUUCUGUUUCAGAUGCCGAGGCUCCUGCGAAGAAGCAGUGCUGCUCAACAUGAAGUGAGUUUCGAGCUUCUGAGGCUCUCUCUCUGUUUUCUUGUGCAUUGCUUGAUUGUUGAUUCUUUGUAAUGCGUGUUUUGUUAUGAACUCAUGUAUAUAGUUGCUUUGAUGUUCUGUUGUGUUGUAGAAAGGACCUGAUUUUUUCCAAGAACGCAAGAGAAGUUAAAAGUCCUUAUAUGCUUCAGUAGUGAGAUAUUGGUUCACA
This is a messenger RNA of Asparagus officinalis (garden asparagus), 987 nucleotides long. RefSeq names its product ras-related protein RABA2a. The coding region runs from base 131 to 781 and encodes 216 amino acids. Gene Ontology annotation, molecular function: GTP binding; GTPase activity. The record is from RefSeq and is a predicted model, not a curated record. Gene Ontology annotation, cellular component: endosome. Lineage: Eukaryota; Viridiplantae; Streptophyta; Magnoliopsida; Asparagales; Asparagaceae. The transcript has 2 exons.